UAAGCAAUACAUGUGCCGGCGGAUUGUUAAAUUAAAAAAAAACAUGUUUUAAUAAACAGUAGACGCUCGGAGAGAUUAAUAUUCAAGCUGCCCUUGCUAUUUCAGCCAUAAUUCUCAUCUAAGCAGUAAGCUCGUUCAACUGUUGUAUCUCUAUAUGUAUGUAUGUAUAUAUGUAGAUAUACAUAUGUAUUUAUAUAUGUACAUAGAUUCAUGCAUUUAUUCAAAUGGCUGUGAUUGACUUUAGUGUUGAGAUCAACCCUAAGUCGCGCUAUUUUUACCGGACUGUUAAGGAAACGUUGAAAGGCCCGCUGACUGGGCCGAAAAAAGGUACAAGUCCCACGGUAGUCUUGACGUUAUCAAAAAGGCAUAAAGGGCCAAUUAAAAUUGUGUGUCAAUUGGUGCAAGCAUACAAGGAACACAAUGGAACACGUCUCGUAUCGGCCAAUACCUUACAAUCUACAAGUAAAAAAAAAAUUACCAGUUCCGAUCUCACUUUUGUGCCAGUCGAGGAAAAAAUGGUCGCUACAGAUAAAAGCCGGAAGAGGUUUCAAUUUGAAUUGACCAGCUUUUGCAUUAUAAAGACGAAUAAAAAUGUUGUAAAAGAACAUUUUCCCAGAAUGAAGGAAAAGAUUACUCCCGAAUUGGUGCAAUUACCGGAAGACAGUGUGAUAACCCAAGAUUUUGGCAAGGAUGAGACGAUGUAUCUGGCAUUUACGGUCUUCAUAGAAAAGAGCAAUGGGGAAAGUGAAACUCGUACUAUAUUUUCGGAGGGCAUACGCCAUGCCAGCUCAAAAGUCCACAUUAACCGCUGUUGCAACUCCUUAAUACCCUUUGAAGGCAACGUCGCUAUACAUCUAUUACUAAACGACGUAAUAUCCGAUUAUUGUAUAUCUAUUCGCGAUAAAAUUGGCAAUUGGCAUUCGGAACGCAUUCGGCCCAUUGCAAAGGAUAAGUCACAUAAGUUACUCAUCUAUAAAGCUCCAAAAUAUGGACUAAGUGGUGCUACCGAUCCUAAAGAAUGCCAACUGAUACUUUAUGAUGAGGAGAAUAAUGAAGCAGAUUCAGUGGACAUUAAGUACGUGGGAUACCAAUGGGAUAAACCAAGUGGCCAAGUACCGAUUCUUGAAGAACGUGCCACUACUUCAGGUGCCAAACACAGCCUAGAAACGAAUAGGAAUGAUACAACAGCAGUAGGAGAAGCCCCUCCGAAACGACCACGGCUACAACAGCUCCAGCUCCAGGAUGAAACGAAUAUUGAAAAUCCGGGGACGGAAGAUCUGUCGGCAAAAACCCCAGAAGAAGUUGUCAAAUUUUUCGAGGCCAUAAAGGAAAACGAUACGCUUUCAGAGAAAUUGGAUGAAUUCUAUCGAGAUCAGGCCUGUGAUAACGAAGAUAAAUUGGAAGAAAUUCUGAAUCAUAUUUACUCUUUGCUGGAACACGGAAAUGUGAAUGUUGGGGCGAAAUUUGAAAGACUCAUUGCCUUACUCAUUGGUGGAGGCUAUGGCAGAGCGGGAAGUACAAUGAUGUCUAAAUUCAUGGAAUGUGUCAAAAAGUACCUGUCCUUGCUACUCCAAGUUGAACGUAAAUUGCUUUUGAAUCAAGUCUGGUCGCUUUGUCUGAGUCGUGAGCCCCAACCACAUCCCCACGCUGCAGCAGUCCUUCUUCAGUUCUGCGAUGAUUUUGUGCAAGAAUUGAGAAUGGAAUGGGCCUGCAGCUCACAACUAGAUACGGUUCUACAACUUCUUUGCAUGUCAAAUGAUCCCCGAGAGCACAGCUCGGCUGUUGAGGUGAUGAAGAAACUAAGGGUAGCCGUACUCCAAACAAAUGAAGAAAGCGAGUUGGUGGAUAAUAUGCGUGCCAGCUGGAAUUGGUCUCCUGUGCUAUACAAUAAAGAUUGGCUCAACUUUAUCGAGGCGUUGGAGAUUUUUGAGCAGCACGAUGAGAGGCUACCCAUAGAUAGCGACGCGCUAUAUUAUAUUAUAAGCUGGAACGAAAGUGAUUACAGAAUGGGCUGGUUGCGAGUACUGUACGUGAACAUCUUACGCAACAAGGAUAAGAUCUGGGCGUUGUACUAUACGUUGUCGUAUAUUGGAAGCAAUCUUUCAAUUGAAAAACUGUGUCGUAUUAAAAUACUGCGCGAAGUUUUAGAGGCCACCAACAACAUACAACUUUACAAUGAUGAAAAGUGCGAUGAGCUAACAUUUUUAAAUACGUUCUUCAAGCCGUAUAGCAGUAUCGAGCAGUUCCUGGAAGAAUUUGUGAAAAUACAAUGGAAUUCUGUGGCACUGCUAUAUUGGUUGCAGCUCCUGAAGCAGGACGAAUUGAAAAAGUGUCUGAUUAUUGGAAGCGAAGACUUACUUAAGUUGUGCGCAUGCGUACGCUCCGUUCAAAAUUCCCGGCUGCGAUGGCGAGCGAUACGGUUAGUGGGCGAAAUCUUUCUGGAAGAUCCAAUAUCUAUAACGCAGUAUCUCCUAUGCAUCGAGACGUUGCUAAAGCCGGGUGACUAUUUCAACGGCCUUGGGAAGUUGCAGUCGUUGAUAAAAUGGUAUAUCAAGUAUAAACGGCCCAUUGAUAACUUAAGUAAACGUUGCUACGAUAUAAUCGAAGGGAACGUUAACAUUAACCAUUAUUCGAGCAUCCUAAAUAAGCUCAGAAUCCAGCUGAAGAGUCAGCCAAAGGAGCGACACGGGCUGUGGCGAUUUCUGCUCGUAUUCAAAUGGAUCGAAAUGCACGGCACUGAAAAGGAGGAGUGCUUGGAAUUCUUGCGCACAGAAUACGACCUGAAUGUUGCUUUAUUGCACAGAUGUUCAGAUCUUCAGCUGUUGCAAGCCCAUUUGCUGGACAAGUUGGGUUGUGAGACUGAUGAGGAAAGAGAGUUGGUGCUGGAGAGCAGUGUCGAUUUGUUUGUCCAACAAAAUGCGGAGGAAUGGAGUCAAGUUAUAAAUCCAUAUGAUCUUUUGACAACGGGAAAAGUGGAAACGUUUAAGAAACUAUCAGAGCUAUUGGCAGCCCACACGGGUCGCUUAGAAGACGAAAGGAUUCUACCACUGCUAGUUGAUUUGCUAAAAAAGUUUUGGGCCCAGGAGCAUUUCACAUUGCCGGUACCGCCAAUACUGGAAUACGCAAAUAAAUAUCUGAGCGUUGAAGAAAACCACUCGCUGAUUUGGAAAAUAUGGGCCACUGAUUUUGACAAUUGUUGGUUGGUGGAGAAUAUUUUAAAGUAUGCCAAGUGUAUACCAAAUACAUUUUACAUAAAAGGCCUGCUUUUCGGUGGGGCCGUUGAAGGAGAGCAAAGCAUUGAGGAAGCCUAUGAAUACGAUCUAAUUCUGAGGGCGCAUGACGGACACACUCUUAGGAUCAACCACUAUGUUCAAAUUCGAAAUGCUUUUUGCGAUAACUCUCCAAAAGUUUUGAAUCCGCUUCUCGACGAAUUGUUGCGAAUAAAUAACGAUAGAGCACUAAGCGAUCCCAGUUAUGGACGACACUCCCAAGAGCACAGAAUAAAAAUGCGAGCCGCCAGAGCUCUGAUCAAGUUGACAAAAAAUACAGGAUAUUUAUCGGAGGAGUUAUGGACAGCAUUGUUGGCGUCGAAUGAGCAUCUGAAUAUCACCUAUAUGUAUGAGUUGUUAGUGGGUCGUCAGCUGUCCAAUUUAAAGCCGUUAUUGGAGCGAAUCCGAAAACUAUCCACCUAUCAGCGGCACCAACAGAUAUCCCUCAUAAGUGUCGCCCACAUCCAUUGCAUGCUGAACUUUAUGGAAUUGGACAUGGGGGAUCUGCAAGAGCUCAUCGCUUUACUCUUGAAUACAAAUUAUACACACCAUAAGACUUACACUUUUUCAAAAUUAAUAGUACACAGACUGGCGCUAAAAAGUACAAAAUUCAGUAUACAAUUACCAAAUGUUGCCAGUUCUAUUGAGGAAAUUGAAAAUGAAGAUUUUAAGAUUUAUGAGCCAGAAGCUAGACUUCUGCUGCCUGAUAUUUCCCUGACUCAGGGGUCAGCCGAUUUUAUUCUAUAUAUGACGCAUUCGCCUGUUAAUGAAUACGAUAGAAUUGAAGUUGAUAUUCAUUUUUACGCAGAACUUAAAGAAAAACUCGACGAUGCCAAAGACAUGUUUGAAAACUAACCAUCUAAGGUAUGAAAUUUGUUAUAUUUGUAGUUACACACGUACCUGCAUGUCCAUAUAGCUAUAUAAUCGAAUUGCAUUUCGAAUGUAUC
Messenger RNA from Scaptodrosophila lebanonensis, 4216 nucleotides. RefSeq lists its product as uncharacterized. NCBI's taxonomy places the organism in Eukaryota, Metazoa, Arthropoda, Insecta, Diptera, Drosophilidae. The coding region runs from base 225 to 4124 and encodes 1299 amino acids. The transcript is spliced from 7 exons. The record is from RefSeq and is a predicted model, not a curated record.